Molecule: messenger RNA, 1029 nt
Organism: Sphaerodactylus townsendi
Lineage: Eukaryota; Metazoa; Chordata; Lepidosauria; Squamata; Sphaerodactylidae
Product: capping protein, Arp2/3 and myosin-I linker protein 3-like
Exons: 11
Biological process (GO): cell migration; regulation of Arp2/3 complex-mediated actin nucleation
Cellular component (GO): plasma membrane; lamellipodium
Molecular function (GO): protein binding
Source: RefSeq, a predicted model, not a curated record
AGAUUUUGCCUUGAAACUCUCCUGUGUUUUGGCAGAGAACCCAAACACGGCCCUCCACGCCCUGACGCUCUCCCACAACCCUCUGGAAGACAAAGGUCUCAGCGCCCUGAGCCAGCAACUGUUGUGUUUCCACAAAGGCCUCAGCAAACUAUGCCUUUCCAAGACCAAUAUCACUGCUAAAGGACUUGCCAUUCUGUGCCAGACCUUGGGUGCCAACCCGGCUUUCACCAGUACCCUCCGCCAUCUUGACCUAAGCAAGAAUCCGGGGCUGCUGGGGACCGAGGAAGCAAACGGCUUCUAUUCCUUCUUGGCUCAGCCCAACGCUUUGGUUCACUUGGACUUGUCCUCCACAGAUUGCGCAGUGGAUGCACUGUUCGGGGCACUCUUGCAUGGCUGCUGCCCACGGCUUAGCUACCUCAACCUCGCACGAAACACCUUCUCCCACCGGAAAGGAAAAGGGAUGCCUCCCUCCCUUAAGCAGUUUUUCUGCAGCUCCUAUUCCCUCGCCUACGUCAGUCUCUCGGGUAUCAAAAUACCUGUGGAGGCAUUAAGAUCUCUUUUCCAAGGUUUGUCAGCCAAUACACACCUCAGCGAACUUCACUUGGACUUGAGCGGGUGUGAGCUGCGUUCCCCGGGGGCCCAGGUGCUUCAAGAGCAACUGUCUGGCAUUAGCGCCUUGAGCAGCCUAGAUCUUUCUGACAAUGGUUUUGACACAGACUUGCUGACCCUGGUCCCAGCCCUGGCCAAGAACAAGUCACUGAAGCACUUAUGGCUAGGCAAAAACUUCAACAUCAAAUCCCGGUCCUUGGAGGAAAUAUUGCAAAAGAUGGUGCUGCUUAUCCAAGAAGAAGACUGUUGCCUUCAGACUUUCUCGGUGGCUGAUUCCAGGCUGAAAACUCGCACCAGCAUCCUCAUCAAUGCUCUCGGCAGUAACACUUGCUUGACCAAGGUGGACCUGAGCGGGAACGGCAUGGAAGACAUCGGGGCCAAGAUGCUGUCGAAAGCCCUGCAGAUCAACAGCACGCUCAG